CGUUUAAUACGCAUGCGUACACUCCGGAAGCCACGAAUCACAAAACCCCAGAAUGGACUAUUUUCGAAAAUAUUUAGGUCCUUCACAGGGCGGUGUACAACCCACUGGAGCGGAUACUGUUGAAAGAUUGGUGGACAGGGUUCAAUCUUCAACAUUACUGGAUGAUAGAAGAGAUGCAGUCAGAGCACUUAAAGCAAUGUCUAAGAAAUUUCGACUGGAGGUUGGUACACAAGCAAUGGAAAUACUCAUAAAAACACUGGAAGCUGACAGAAGUGAUGCAGAGAUUACAGGUUAUGCCUUAGAUGCCUUAUGUAACAUCAUGUCCAAUGAACCAUCAGAAGAAGAUGACGAGACACCAAUUCAAGUACAAACUGAUCUUGGUCUUCAGUUCACAGAAAUAUUUACAAAGACUCCCAGUAAUAUAUCUCUACUAUUAUCUAUGCUAGAGGAAUAUGAUUUCCAUGUGAGAUGGCCAACUGUUAAACUACUUACGACGUUACUAACAAACAGAUGUAAAGAACUACAAGAAUGUAUCCUAGUUAGUCCUAUGGGUGUAUCUAAACUGAUGGAUCUGUUAUCAGAUAGUAGAGAAAUUAUUAGAAAUGAUGCCUUAUUACUACUAAUCCAGUUAACCAGGAACAAUGGAAAUAUACAGAAGAUAGUAGCUUUUGAGAAUGCUUUUGAAAGAUUGUUUAGUAUUGUUGAUGAAGAAGGAAACAGUGAUGGAGGUAUAAUUGUAGAGGAUUGUUUGUUAUUGUUGACCAACUUACUAAAGGGUAACAUAUCUAAUCAGAAUUUCUUCAGGGAGAGUAGUUUUAUACAGAGAUUGACACCAUUCUUUGAUAUGGAUUCUGAGGCUCAGAGAUCUCAAGCAGGAUGGUCAGCACAGAAAGUUACCAAUAUACAUCUUAUGCUAGGGCUAGUCAGAAACCUAGUCUCACCAAACAAUCCUCAGCAGCAAACAGCAGCCUGUCAAAGAGUUAUGUUUCAGUGUGGUUUAUUAAUGAAAUUAUGUACAAUUCUUAUGGCAAGUGGAGUUCCAGCAGAUGUACUUACAGAGACAAUAAAUACUGUGUCAGAAGUAAUAAGAGGAAAUUUACAGAACCAGGAAUAUUUUGCUUCAGUUUUAGCACCAUCAACACCACCAAGACCAGCAAUAGUAGUUUUACUGAUGUCCAUGGUUAAUGAGAAACAACCGUUUACCUUGAGAUGUUCUGUUUUAUAUUGUUUCCAAUCUUUCUUGUAUAAGAAUGAAGUUGGUCAAUCACAGAUCAUACAGACACUACUUCCUACAUCAUCUGAUGUAAACACAAUAACUGCUGGUCAAUUGUUGUGUGGAGGAUUGUUCAGUGCUGAUUCCCUUUCCAAUUGGUUUGCAGCUGUAGCUUUACUCCAUGCUAUAGAAGAUAAUCCAACACAAAAGGAACAGUUAUUACGAGUCCAGUUGGCUACUAGUAUAGGGAAUCCACCAAUAUCAUUGUUACAACAAUGUUGUAAUAUUUUAGCGCAGGGAGGUAAGAUGCAGACUCGUGUAGGUUUACUGAUGUUAUUAAGUGCCUGGUUAGCUGAUAGUACUGUAACAGUAGCACAUUUUCUUGCCAGUACAGCCAAUGUACCAUUUCUUAUAACCCAAGUAUCAGCAUCUGACAGUGAUGAACAUGAAUUGUUAGUCCAAGGUUUAUGUGCAUUCCUGCUGGGUAUAUGUUGUCUUUAUAAUGAUGAUCAAAAUGAAACCUUUAGUAGAGCCUCAUUACGACAGAUUAUAGAAAGAAGAAUAGGAUUAGAAACAUUCACAGACAAAUUAACACAAAUACCAAAAUUUGAAAGCUACACAAAAGCAGCUAAGAAACCACACCUUAAUAGUAAACAAGCCAGCGACAUUAUAUUUGAUUAUGAAUUUACUAGUAUAUUUAAAUCCUUGGAAUCUGAUGUGUUGAAAGCAGUGUCAUCAGCAGCUUUCAUGGAAGAAAAUAAGAAGAAAAUGGCAAGCAUGCAGGAACAUGAAAAAGUUGUUAAUCAAUACAAAGAUUUAAUACAGGAACAGGAUCAGCAGUUAAAUGAGACAAGACAGCUUUAUCAAAUUAUUCAACAAAAAUACACCAAUCAAGAAAAAGAAAUGGGAGAAAUGAAAGAUUUAAUUCAACAACUUAAAGAUAAAAAUGCACUUUUAAAAGCUCAAAAAGCACCAAGUCCUGCUGUUGAAGAUGGUAAAAAAGACGAAGAAUUAUGUUCUUUACAACAAGAACUAGAAAAUCUUAGACUAAAUUUAACAGAAAAAGACUCAGCUUUAAAUAGAUUAAAAGAAGAUUUGACAAGAGCUGAAGCACAGAUCAUUACUCAGAACGACACAGAAGAAAAUAAAGAAAAUAAUCCUAGUGAAACAGCAGUUUUAAGUGCUACUGUUAAUAGACUUAAUAUAGAUUUACAAGAAUGUAGACAAAUUAUAACAAAUAAAGACUCAGAAAUUAGUCGAUUACAAGUGCAAUAUAAUGAAGCUGGUAAACAAGUGGAAAAUUUGAAACAAACAGCUGUAGUAAAUAGUCAUUCAGAAGAGGAUACUAGUAGUUUAACAAAGGAAAUAAAUAAGUUAAAAGAGGAAAAAGCACAACUGAUGGAAAGAAUAAAGAAAUCUAAUGAAGAAAAUCUCAAGUCAAUAGAUAAAUAUAAUAAACUAGAAGAAGAGAAGAAGUUAAUAGAAAAUGAUAGGCUAGGAGUAGAAGACGAGUUGGACACACUGAAAAAAGAACAAGAAGAUUUACUAGUUCUCUUAGCAGAUCAAGAUACCAAAAUAGAUAAAUAUAAAACAAAAUUGAAGGAAUUAGGUCAACAGGUGGAAGAUGAUGAUGAUGACGAUGAUCUAGGAGAUGAUUUAGAUGACGAAGACGAAGAAUCAUGAUAGACAAUACCGGUUUGAAAAAGAAUAGCAAUCUAAUUACUGUGAAACCAGUAAGAGUAUGGGGCCAAGAGAGUGUGCAGCUAGAAUUGUAAAAGAUAUCUAUGAUGGAUACUUGUGAACUUGGAAAAUACAAAAUAUUCAAUGAAAUGUACCUAAUACCUGAUUGAUUCUUCACCAAAGUUUAAUAUCUGUAGGUGAAAUUGUAAUUUAUAAACAUACUUUCUAUGAAUGUCCUGGAAAUUGUAGUGCAUAUUCUGUUUAUUGGUGCAAUUUAGAAAAAGAAUAUUUUUUUUGUAAACAAUGACGACAUUUGAGGAAUAUGGUCUUUUAUCUCAAAUGACAAUCUUAUUCAUUAAUUCACGUCAUUAAAUUUAAAGUAACAGUUUUCAAUAGUAUUUAGACUUCCAUGUUAUUCUUUAAAAAGCAUAGUUUAAAAAACUAUUAAAUAUCUAUAUGACUUUACAAGAAUUUAAUUUAGGGCUGUUCCAUAAAAAACAUACAUAGUACCCAGGGAAGGCAUUUUUACAAUGGGGUAACCACCUAUGGAGGUAAAUUUAGAAUUUCAAUUACAUUUCCACUGUACUUGACACCCACCCAUAGUAGAGAUAUCAAAGUGCCUUCCCUGGGUCCCAUGUAUGUUUUUAUGGAACAACCCAAAUUAAAAGUUUAUAUUGAAAUUUGAAUUUUUGAUGGACUAGUGAUAAAAAUAAAUUCAAAAAUAUGAAUGUUAAAUUGAUAAAAAUAUAAUUGUAGUCUAUUCAAAUCAAAUUAUGUUAUAUUUUUUUCCUACCAAAAUAUUGUAUACAAGGUGCUUUCAAUUUUUAUUAGCACUGUCCAUUUAGAAUUUCUUGGGGCCUGUUGAAACCAGUUUCGGUAAAAAAAGAUAUAAGUAUAUCAUUAUAGGAUCUAGGUCAAAAGCCCUCAUUUAAAAUUUCAAAAAUACUAUAAAUUUGAAAUGCUUUUAUCAGGGGGCUAGUAAUGAAUAUUCUUAAAAUAAUUGCUAUUGAAUAUUAAGCAAGCAGCAAUAAAUUUUUUUGGGGAGGGGGAGCUAUCAUACUUUGUGCUGGUUCUAUUUUUAUAUAACCCUUUUGUUAAAUAUAAAAAAAGAGGAAAUGGUUAUUCUUUUUAGUUCCUGAAAAUCUAAUCCAAAAUUAUCAAUUCUAUUGACAACUUGGUUUUCUUCACGAAGGAAUGAUUGUCUUCCAUUUAAUCUAUAUAAAAUUUUCUUCAUAAAGAGCUGAAUUCAGACCAAAACAUUUGAACUAUGAAGGGUCCCCUUUCAAAAACGUUUUUGAUCACCCUGCUCACCAACCAGUAUAACCCUUGCCACUGAAAAAAGAAAAAGGGUAAAAUAAUAAAAACAACAUCUUUUUGCUGGGAUCAGUUCUGUUGGGACUAGAUAGUAAUGGUCUUUUGGUCAUUUUCUUUCGAAAUUAUGUAAGAUGAUGCAGGAAGGCAAUCAAUACGAUCCACAAUCAGAAUUAGUCCAAAAAUAUUUCAAUGAAUAUUUGAGAAAUGUGAUGGUACCUAUUAAGUCUACCCAGUAUCUCAUUUAAUCUGAGUCUACACAGGAUCAUAUUGAACAGAUACCUUUUGUUUUUUUUUUCUUUUAUAAAAUUUUUGCCAGUUUAAACAAAAAUUAGCCAUUGGUAUCUUUGUAAUUUCUUUUAAUAAUUAUUUUUCAAAUUGAAGAGCCAUUUUAGUGAUACAACCUCUUGCUUAGAAUGAAAACAAAAGAAAAAUUGAUGGUUUGGAUUGAUUCAGUAUACAUUUUUAAUUUUUUUCUUUAAAACUAAUUAGAAUUUGCAUAAAUACAGAAUAUGAGUAUGUUAUUUUGAUGAAAAGAAGCUUGAAAAUUAUUAUACAUAUUCCAAUCAUAUUAAUUGCCCAAGAAAAGACAUAGAUAUAUAUAUAUAUAUACAUAAGUACGUCUGAACCAGUGACGACUCUACAACAGAUUUUAUCCAUCGGAUCACCAAUGAUGGUGAUACAAUGCUGAAAACACAUUCUGUAUAUAUAAUUCGUCUAAAUAACAGCCCAACAAUGUUAGAUUUGUAAAUUUGCGUUAGCAAAUCUUUUGUUCUUCCCUGGCCGGGAUUGGAACUCAUGCUACUGAGAUAUCGUGGCACCAAAUCGCCUUGCACUGUGCCGGACGUGCUAGACCUUUCGAUCCUACAAAUUGAUGCAAGAUGCAGUCACAGAAAUAAUUGUUGUAGAGUUGUCACUGGUUCAGACGUACUUAUAAUAUAAUUAUUUCUGUGACUGCAUCUUACAUUAAUUUGUAGGAUCCUUUACAAUAGGUAAUUCAGCUGAUCUGUAACAAUUACAUCUUCAUGCCUUAUAUAUAUCAUGUACUGUGUAACGACGCCAGAUUAAAACUGACGAGGAAAGGUAACACCUGGCCACCGAAAGCUUUAUUAUUGUAGAGCCUAGGUGGUCGAGUGGUCUAGCGCGUUGGGCACAAUGCAAGGCGAUUUGGUGCCACGAUAUCUCAGUAGCAUGAGUUCGAAUCCCCGCCAGGGAAGAACAAAAAAUUUGCUAACACAAAUUUACAGAUCUGACAUUAUUGGGCUGUUAUUUAGACGAAUUAUAUAUAUAUAUAUAUAUAUAUUCCCAUAUCUGAUCUUGCCUUCUUUGGAGAUACAAGCUGUCAUUAAUUUUUUAUCUUGCCUGCAGAUAUUCUCUUUUUUGUGUGUAUUUGUAUAAUGAUUUAUUCCACUUUAUUCCAACUGGCCAACCUAAUGGAAUUAUGUCACAUUUUUUCUGUGUAGAGCAGGAGUAAUUCCUUUUUUAUGGACACAGUAUGUCUGCCAAUAGCUAACAGGGUUUCCAUAAAAAUGUUUAAGACAGUGUAUGAUAAACAUAUCCAAAAUAAAAUGCUUAUUGUGUAAUAGAGCAAGAAUUUUAUUUAUAGAGCUUCCAUGUCAUACCACGCUUUGCAUUUGUUAAUCAUAUAUAAUAGUAAGAGUGUGUGCAAUAAUAUUUUGUUUUCAGUUGUAAUCGGUACACCUUAGUUGAAAGGGCAUAGAUAGAGUUCAUCUGAUCUGUUUAGAAAAUGUUACUUUCGAACAGGAAAAUGUGAUUUAGGAUAUAGCUGUAAACAGUUAUUGAAUAUACACAGAAUUUGUUUUUUUUUUCUGCCCUGUAAAACCAAUACAUCAAAAAGAAAAAAUUUUUAUCAAGGGGAAAAAGGGGAGGGGUGUUAGUACAUAUGAUAAUAUACAUGAUUUCAUUUAAGAGGUCCUAUUUCCUUCCUGUGUAAAAUCAAAACAUCUAAAAUGCCUCUUUUUUCAUGUUUUUUUUUAAAUGACAUCACAUCUUCAUACCAGCAAAUGUAUUACCAAUACAAAAAUUCUCAACAACUGAAAAAGGCUGAAAUGGUAAAGAUUCUGUCAAGUGAUUAAUCUACUUGAUUGAUCAGUUUGAUUAAUUUCCAGUGGCAACUGAAGUUUACCUUGGCAGUACUUUAUAAAUACUGAAUGAUGUAAACCUAUUGAUGGCUUUAUGUGGGGCAAGUUUCAGCUGGACAGACCUUUCAAGAGUUGAACAGAGAUAUAUAUAUUCUUUUUUUAAGUUGAUGUACAGUGUUCAUUAUUGGAGAAGAAUGUAACUUAGUCAAGCAAUUUAUUCAUUGGUAGCGUAUAUUUAAAAAAAUGUUUUAUGUUCCUGCUUUAAUGGUUUUGAACCAAGGAUAAGUUUAUUUAUUUCUAACCUUGUGAAGUACUAAGUUAAUUAGAUAUUUAUAAUCUUUAUUUUCUACAAAAUCUGUGAUAUUUUAUUUUAUUUCUGCUCAAAUGCAAAAAUUUUCAUAGCACUGUUACAGAGUUAUUCUUAGGUCAGAUACUAGUGUAUUUAUAUGUUACAAUGUUCAGUGUCUUUAUUUUCCCAGCGUCAAGAAUUGAAUGUUCUGAAAGUGCAUUUUUAAAAGUUUUUGUCAAAAUAAAACAUCACAUUUUGUGUUUUUUUUUGUAUAGUCUAGUCUUCAUUGUUUAGACAUAUAAAAUAUGUUAGUUAAUUAAACCUUCAUCUGCAUAAAUACAACCAUUGUACAAGAGUAUGUAGUGUUAUUUAAUUUUAUGAGAGACCUUGUUUGUGAGUGUGCAUGAUACUUUUUCAUAUUAUCUAGAGAUUCUAAUGUUAAAGAGAUAUUUUUAUGUUACAUUGGUUGUAUAAAAUUAUACACUUAAUAAAAUGUUAAUGAAUUUUAA
Messenger RNA from Mytilus californianus (California mussel), 7104 nucleotides. Its product is annotated as general vesicular transport factor p115-like. Gene Ontology annotation, biological process: transcytosis; vesicle fusion with Golgi apparatus; endoplasmic reticulum to Golgi vesicle-mediated transport. The transcript has 23 exons. Lineage: Eukaryota; Metazoa; Mollusca; Bivalvia; Mytilida; Mytilidae. The record is from RefSeq and is a predicted model, not a curated record. Gene Ontology annotation, cellular component: Golgi membrane; cytoplasm; ER to Golgi transport vesicle membrane. The coding region runs from base 53 to 2896 and encodes 947 amino acids. Gene Ontology annotation, molecular function: protein binding.